Pocillopora verrucosa is the source of this 789-nucleotide messenger RNA. The record is from RefSeq and is a predicted model, not a curated record. Lineage: Eukaryota; Metazoa; Cnidaria; Anthozoa; Scleractinia; Pocilloporidae.
AUUUUUCAAAUGAUGCUCAAGGGCCACACCUAUAUGACGAUUGAGAGCCAAGCCGGUACCGUCGCGCUGGAAUGCAGGGAAGCUUGUCACACUGAUUUCAGAUGUCAAAGCUAUAAUAUCGUUAUACUUAAUUCAAAGUGCGAGUUAAACAACCGGACCAAAGAGGCCAGACCUGAGGACUUUGUCAAACAUAAAGACAGAUACUACAUGGCGAGAAACUCAAAACGAGUCCCUCUCGGCUCUAUUCCUGAGCUGCCUGCCUAUUCGUGCCGAGAGAUUAAGGCGAGUGAGGGAGGACAAGCGGUCAGCGGUACAUACUGGUUGGAUUCCACCAGGUCUGGGAACUCUAUUCUAGCUCACUGUGACAUGAAAAAAGAAGUCGCAGAUUACUGCAUUCAACACCAGUGCCAAAACAAUGCCAGGUGCAUAAACCAUCACGUGAACUACACGUGUGCCUGUAACUUAUCUGGGUGGACUGGAAACUUCUGUGAGCAAGAGCCAGAGUUUAAAGCUGUCUUUACAAACCUUGGUUCGACUGCACCUGAUGGUCCAAGCUCAAUUGGCAGUCACUAUACCGGGCAAGAUCAUGACGGACAAGUUACCGUGUCCAGCGGUAUUCAAUUGUGGACUGUGCCAUACUCUGGAGAAUAUAAAAUAGAAGCAAUAGGAGGUGCAGGGUGGAAAGAGAGGGCCUGGCUCCCAAACAACUACAGGAGGCGGGGGAGGUACAUUUGUGGUGAGAGGAAGCAAUACGCCUUUAAUCAUAGCUGGAGGUGGUGGGGGAAUUAA